Drosophila ficusphila is the source of this 1659-nucleotide messenger RNA. It is a transcript of the gene wcd, whose product is annotated as U3 small nucleolar RNA-associated protein 18 homolog. The transcript has a single exon. Gene Ontology annotation, molecular function: protein binding. The record is from RefSeq and is a predicted model, not a curated record. Gene Ontology annotation, cellular component: Pwp2p-containing subcomplex of 90S preribosome; small-subunit processome. Gene Ontology annotation, biological process: rRNA processing. The coding region runs from base 90 to 1613 and encodes 507 amino acids. Lineage: Eukaryota; Metazoa; Arthropoda; Insecta; Diptera; Drosophilidae.
UUAGUCAAUUUCAAAUCCAGCUGCACGUGUAAAAUUUGUGAGCCCUCCGUCGUAAAUAAAAGUUCUUUAGAGAAAUUGCAGCAAUAAUCAUGAGUGGAGACGAGUCCAGUGACGGUCUGGAAGACCUCAAGGACCUAAUGGCCCUAUACGGCAAUCAGAAAGAGGAGGAUCCAAAAGAUGGUGAAAUUAAGCGCUUUAUGCGGAAGGCCUCGCAGGCCAAGGAACUCAACUACGUGGAGGUCCCCAUGGAAAAGGUACUCUUCGGCGACCGACAGCGUUUCCUCACCAAUCUGGCCAAGUCGGUAGGCCAGAAAUGGCAGCCCAGUGACGACGAGGAAGAGGGAGAACGCAAUAGCGUCCAGCAGAAAACUGGAGACAAGCGGAAAGCGGCCUGGUCGGAUUCCGAUGACGAGGAUCUUCAAGUGGGCGAUGUCAAAAAGGCCACCAAGCACACGGGUCCACUUAACCACCUACGGAAGGACAAAUCCUACAAGGAAUACCUCACAGCUCGAUUCCACCGCACUCUUAACCAGCCCAAGUGGGCGGAAAAGAAGGUCAAGAAGGACGAAGAUGACGACCUCUCCUCCGACGAGGAGCUGCUGAAAACCGUGGGCUUCAUCGACCGCAAGGCACGCAGCAGUGAUUUGCCCCAGAAAACCCUGAACUUCAAGAGGGUCAAGGACCUAAACAGAGCCACCUAUUCCGAGGGCUUGGUCUCCAGCAUCCAGUUCCAUCCGAGCAGCACCGCCGCUCUGGUUUGUGGGGAAAACUCCGUUGCCACCAUCUACACGGUAGACGGACAGAAGAACGAGAAGCUGCACAGCAUGCGCUUCAAGAAGUUUCCGCUGGUCUGUUCCAGGAUCGCUCCGUGCGGCACAAAAGCGUUCUUCGGUUCGGUAAGAAGAUUUUACUACGCCUACGAUCUGCUGGAGGCCAAGGAAUCCAAAUUGACGAUGCCGGGAGAUAUAAAGACCAUGCACAAAUUCGAGGUUUCACCAUGUGGCAAAUUCAUUAUUGUUGCUGGAAAGUAUGGAGCCAUCCAUCUGCUCACGGCGAACACAAAUGAGCUGCUGCACAGCUUCAAGCAGGAGGGCAAAGUAAAGGAUUUCACUUGGUCUGCGGACUCUAAAAGGGUCCUUGUCUGCGGCGCCACAUCCAAUGUUACCGUACUGAAUCUUCGGCAGAACCUAAUCGAACACACCUUCAUGGACGACGGCUGCAUCAAUGGACAGUGCAUCCAACUGGCGCCGAACCAACGUCUUUUGGCCACUGGCAGCCAAGAGGGCGUGGUAAACAUCUACGACUACGAGAACGUGUUCGUUUCCAAAGCGCCACAGCCCGAGAAGCGCUUCAUGAACCUGAGGACUGGCAUCUCGGAUCUGCAGUUCAAUCACUCAUCCGAGCUGCUGGCGAUGAGCUCCGGUGAGGCGCCUAAUGCCGUCAAGCUGGCCCACUUCCCCAGCGCCACCGUGUUUUCCAACUUCCCGAGUCAGAUCGAGAACGUGGGCUAUGUGACCUCCAUGGCCUUCUCGCCGCACAGCAGCUUCCUGGCCUUCGCCACCAAGGGCAAGCGGGUGCCGCUCUUUAGGCUUAAGUACUUCAAGGGAUACUAAUUGAAGGCUGUAUGAUUUAUAUAAAAUAUUAUUAUGAGAAAAAGUA